AUGCCCAGGCACGUAGGAACAAGGAAUGAACGCAAGCCUGAGUCAACCGCCUUCCCUGUUGACAUCACAACAACAUCCUUUGAGAGCGGCGACCAUCGCCGGCGACUAACGACGAGGUCAUUCCCAUGCUGCACUCGACAUGAACGCACGGCAGGUGACAGACGCUUUGAAGCGUCGCUACCCCUGCCCCGAGCCGAGUUCUAUGGCCAAGACGCCUCGUACGAGAACGUGGAAGCUGCAUACCUCGACUCUGAUCUGAAUGAGACAACUCUCAACGGAGUGAUUCCUCAAGAGUUGAACGACGGCGUCCUCUUCCCUCGCCCAACGCUGCUCCAGCUUCACUCGAUCACCGAGAUUGGCGCGAGUGCGUUCGCGCUGAACACAGCCCGAGAGCAGCGCCGCGAGGUGCUAUCUGGUGCGACUCGCAUUCGCGGCAUUGACGACGACGACGAGGAUGACAUCGACGACAGCAAGCUGCCCGCGUACCCCCGCAGCAUGCUUAGCGUCGAGGUCAGCGAUGGGCGCAGCACGAUCCGCGCGAUCGAGUAUAGGAAACUGCCCGAGUUGGCGCUCGGUGAGACGCGACUGGGUCUCAAGAUUCGCGCGGCGAUGGAGAACCCCGACCCGCAGGAGGAGCGGGCCCGACCGGCCCCAGUGACUCAGAUUACUGGUGCCCCUUCAUCAGCGACAGGGGGCCCAAGCUCCGGCUCAUUCGCGAACCCGACCGUUAUUAGCGAUGACGAGGACGAGUUUGACGACUUUGAUGACAGCUUUAUCCGUGCAAUAGACGAGGUCGAGGCUGCCGGUAUGGGUGCGGCGGCGAGCAUUCCACGUAUGCGGUCGCAACCAACUCAACGCUCGAGCGGGAGGAGCACUAUCCCCGCCGACGCCGAGAUCAUAGAGCUUUCCGAUUCUGACUAG
Molecule: messenger RNA, 921 nt
Organism: Trichosporon asahii var. asahii CBS 2479
Lineage: Eukaryota; Fungi; Basidiomycota; Tremellomycetes; Trichosporonales; Trichosporonaceae
Exons: 3
Coding region: 1-921 (306 amino acids)
Biological process (GO): resolution of meiotic recombination intermediates; double-strand break repair via homologous recombination
Cellular component (GO): RecQ family helicase-topoisomerase III complex; nuclear body
Source: RefSeq, a predicted model, not a curated record